This is a messenger RNA of Guyanagaster necrorhizus, 1023 nucleotides long. RefSeq names its product Clavaminate synthase-like protein. Lineage: Eukaryota; Fungi; Basidiomycota; Agaricomycetes; Agaricales; Physalacriaceae. The coding region runs from base 1 to 1023 and encodes 340 amino acids. The record is from RefSeq and is a predicted model, not a curated record. The transcript is spliced from 3 exons.
AUGUCCAAAAGUCAGAGCGGUUGGUGGAGAAGAAUGCACACGGACGCAUCUAUUCUACGAGCGUUAACGCUUCUUGAUCAGUCAAGAUAUCUACAAGCCAUCGACAUUUUAGAUCGUGCUAUCAUUAUAUCCGGCGCUAUGGGUCGACUCGAUCUAAUUCAUGCUCUCAUGCAGGAUGUGCAGUCAGAGCUUGCUUCCCACAUUAGUGGGAGAGAUUUCCCAGCCCUUUCAUGCCGCCGCCUUACACACAAGCCGUUAUGCACUGCCUCUCUUGAUGUUCCCAGCUUAUCAUUUCUGCCCUCGUUAUCAUCUUUUCGAUCCCAACUUUCCUCGUCUCCCUUCAUUUUACGCGGUUAUGCAAGUGACUGGCCCGCUCUAACGAACCGUCCUUGGCGUUCUGUUGGGUAUCUUCGUAAUGUAGCAGGACCUGGACGCGUCGUUCCUGUAGAGGUAGGCAAAGACUAUCGGAACGACGACUGGACACAACAGAUAAUGCCCUGGGACGAAUUUCUGGCGUCACUUGAAUCUGAUGCUCCGGACAAAAUGUUAUACUUGGCUCAACAUAAUCUUUUCAUGCAAUUUCCUGACCUCCGAGCAGACAUCAUUGUGCCGGAUUAUGUCUAUUCCGCACCCUCUGCUCUCAACUACGUGCCUCCCGGAAAUGAUGAACAGUUAGUUCUGAACACUUGGCUCGGUCCUGGGGGCACCGUCUCUCCUGCUCAUACCGAUCCAUACUUCAAUUUCUAUGUACAGAUCGUGGGGAGUAAGACAGUGUGGCUGGCUUCUCCAGAGUGCUCAGGACACAUGUAUCCUGAAGAGACACCGUCUAUCAGCAACACGUCUUGUGUUGACGUUUUCACCACUCAGGAUGGUAGUCGUGAUUAUCCUGCUUUCUGGGAUGAGGUGGUCCCCAAGGCUAUGAGCGCCACGCUUCAAGCAGGGGACAUGCUAUUUUUCCCCCCAGGAUGGUGGCAUGCGAUGCAGGCGAACGAGACGAGCUUUUCCGUUUCCAUGUGGUUUUGA